AAAAUGGCGGUGUGUGAGGGUGGGUUAGAGGGUGGGCGUAGGGGCAGCAGCGGGCAGCAGUGCCCACACACACUACCACACUCCCUCCACUAGCGGCUCUACCACCUCUUCGUCUACACUAUAUUCAACACAGAUAAAUCUGUACUUAUUUGAAAAAUAUGUUAAUUUGAAGCCUUGAAGUUUAACAUUCAAAGAAAAUGGAUAUUCUAUAAUUAAUCGUAGUUUCUUUAACAUUCUCCAGUAAUGAUUAUAGUGAUGAGACAUGCAUUGAAUGAUUGAGUUUUAUUCUUACAUAAAACGGAGUGAAUUAAUUUAUAAUCAUAAGUAUAGAGGAGGAAAAAUAGAAGUUGAGAAAAAAAACAGGAACAUCGCCAUGGGUCGAUUUAUGAGGAUCUGCCGUCUGCUCCCAGUCAUGUUAAAGCGCUACUGGUUUGUGGUAGCGUGGAGUGCAGCGUGCGGUGGAGCAUUCUACUGGGACUACAUGCGCUACAAGAAGCAACCUCAGUAUUACUACACACGACGCAUGCUCGGGCUUGGACUGUGUAUAUCUCGUGGGUCUGCGGCAGUGCUGAACCUCUCCUGCUGCCUGGUGGUGAUGCCCAUGUGUCGAGCCCUGGCCACCACCCUCGCCACCUACCUGUCUUGUCGCCGCCCACACCACCGUAUACCCACUCUCCCAGCCACCCUGGCCGCCCCUGCUACCCAUGCUGCUAAGACUACACAUCUCUUACUCGCGGCUACCGUUGUUGUUAGUGCAGUGGUACAUACUGGAGCUCACUUGUCCAAUGCUGUUAACUUUUCCCGUCACUACAGCAGCCGCUAUCCAGACCUCAAUGUGGCGAACUACAGGGGUGAGAGCCCUCUGCGUAUCUUCGUGGCAACAGUUCCAGGAGUAACAGGAGUGGCAAUGAUGGUGAUACUGGCUGUCUUGGGAGUCACCUCUACCCGCUGGGCUAGAAAAAGGAACUAUGAUGUGUUCUUCUACACUCACCACCUUGGUCUCAUUUUCCUUCUCCUGCUUGUAAUUCAUCCAAUCAGUGGUGUUCUCAAGCAGCAGAAGAACCUUCAUGGACACAUCCCAGGUUGUCAGAUGUAUGGAGACUCCCACACAAAUGAGGAAGGAUUUCCUGAGCCUAGCUUUGUGGGUAACUACUCGACCCCAGACCACAGUCUUAUGAACGAAGAGAAAAAGGAUAGAAUUAGCUACCACACCUUGCAGAAGAGUAACCAAAAUAAUGCUGACCACCAAGAAACAUACUCUGAGCUUGAGCCAGACUUUGGUUAUCCAGAACCAGAUCCUUACAAUGGCAGCCCUCUGCCUAAUUCGGACUCGCAUUACACUGAACCUGAUUCAUAUAAUGAGGGUUAUGGAUCUGAUUCUGACAAUGAUUAUAUUGAACCCAUUGCAGAAUAUGGUUAUCCAGAACCUAUUCCAUAUAAUGGAAGCCCUGUUUCUGACUCUGAAUAUGGCUAUGCUGAACCUGGCACAGGUUAUAGCUAUACUGACCUUGAUGCUGAUCAUAGUUACCUUCAAUCAACUUCAAAUGUAAAUCAUCCCAGCACUGGACUUCAUACUCGCCAAUUUUCUACCAAGGAGACUUCUGAGGCAGCAGGAAAGAGUAUAGUUGCUCAGGGAGAAGUAAAGCCACAGAAGCAGAGCAAAAAGCAAAAUAAAUGUCUGAAAGCACCAGAGUUUGGCUCCAUUCAUUCUCAGACAUGGGUAUGGGUUGCAGUAGCAGUAACGGUAUGGGCAGCAGAUUGGGCAGUGCGGCUGUGGCGGCGGCGUGAGUAUGUGCAGGUGUUGAGGGUGGUUCACCAUCCUUGUGAUGUAGUGCAGCUUACCCUCAGACAGUCUGGCUUUUCAUGCACUCCUGGUCAGUAUGUGCUGGUGCAGUGCCCAACAGUGUCGAGGUUUGAGUGGCACCCUUUCACUGUGACCUCACCACCAAGCCAGCACUGCCCUGAUACCUUCACCAUCUUUAUGCGAGUGAGAGGGGACUGGAGUAGUCAUGUUGCAGCUCUCUUACACCCUGAUAGAAACUCGUAUUCAAAAACACUCGCUAUUAACUGUCAGGAAAAUUACAUGCAUCAACGCUGUAGCACAUUUCCACAGUCUAGUCCAGCCACUCGAGCUAUGCCAUCUUGUCAACUCUCAUCAGUUAGUCACUUAACUUUGCUUUCUCCCACAUUUCCAUGCACAAAUCCAGUGUUUGCUCCUUUACCUCAUGGUGCAAAAACUUACUCGUAUGUGCCCUCAGUAGAUGAAUUUAAAAAUUUUUCUUUUUCACCGGGGGUGUAUGAAACUAAAACAGCCAAUUAUUUGCAAACAAAACCAGUAUAUCAUUCAAAUUUAAAUGUAAGAUAUGAUAUCAGCUCAGGCUCUAACAAGGUCAACCUAAAUUUGGUUAAUUCACAUAGACCCCUAUUGAGAACUGAUAGACAUUCUAAAACUUCCCGUUUAAGGAGGAUGCAUCCAUAUUCUAAAAACAUGGUGCUGCUGAAUUCCAAAACUCAUAGACACUCAAAAUUAUGUAAUCAAUGCAUGACUGUAGACAGAGCUGAUGAAACCUAUACAGAGCAUGCAUUAAACACAGAACCAGGUACUCGUUUAGUUGAUCCACAACACAUUUACAAAAGUACAUUUACAAACACAAAGAAGAGCUCUUUGUCUAGUAGAAAGUGGUCACUUAAAAGUGAAAGUGGGAAUUUAACUCAAGACAGAAACUACCAAAGCAUCCUCAUUACAGAAGCAUCAAGUGUAAGAUUACAUGUGGAUGGGCCCUUCAGCUCUUCAAGUGAAAACAUGUUAAACUAUCCUGUGGUAAUAGGCACUGCAGGUGGUGUGGGCAUUACACCUUUGGCUGCAACCCUCUCGCAUAUCUUGUGUUGCAAGUCCCCAUGGCCUGAGCGAAUACACGUCGUGUGGGUUGUACGAGAUGCUCGCCUCUUUUUGGCUCUAGCACCUUUAUUAUCUAGUCUCCUCCUCCACUGUUGGGAUGCUCACACAGAGGACCGUCUGGAACUUCGCCUCCAUGUUACUACACCAACAUUGCCAGGGCUGCUUGAGGAAUUGUUUGCAAAAGAACAUCCUAGUUUACUGCCGCGCAUCACACAAGGUCGGCCACCAUGGAAGCACCUAUUUAGAGAGUGGCAGCAAAUAUACACAAGGAAUAAGGUUGGAGUGUUUGCAUGUGGGCCAGCAAAGAUGCGCCACCAAGUGAAGAGACACUGUCUUUCAUCAGUCUCCCGAGGAGCACCAUUCCAAUAUCACCAGGAAUCUUUUUCUUGAUAAAUAAACCUGGUCCUAAAAAUAACUGGAAAAUAUUGGCUAGAAAAUCUUUGCAAUAAAAUUUAAGUAUUGGA
Cherax quadricarinatus is the source of this 3363-nucleotide messenger RNA. Its product is annotated as NADPH oxidase 4. Gene Ontology annotation, cellular component: plasma membrane; NADPH oxidase complex. The record is from RefSeq and is a predicted model, not a curated record. NCBI's taxonomy places the organism in Eukaryota, Metazoa, Arthropoda, Malacostraca, Decapoda, Parastacidae. Gene Ontology annotation, biological process: superoxide anion generation; defense response. Gene Ontology annotation, molecular function: superoxide-generating NAD(P)H oxidase activity.